CCCAACCCAAGCCGUCGUCGCGUUCACACACGCGCACCCUCUCUGCCCCCACAAUCCAUCCCGUCCUCUCCUCCUCCCUCGCCCGACGCGCAUCGCCUUCGCCAUGGACGCCGCGAGCCGCACCUGGCCGCCCCCGACCCCCUCCCCGCCGCCCUUCUCCUCCCGCCCCCGCGUCGUGGGCCCCCCGCCGCCGCCGCCGUCCGACCCUCCGCCGCCGCCGCCGCCCCACCACCACCACCACCAUCGCCGCCGCCACCGCCACUCCAAGAAACCGAAGCCUCAGCCUCAGCCUCAACCUCCGCCUCCGCCGCUGCCGCCGCAGCAGCAGCAGCAAGAGCCCGCCGCCGGCGCCGGCGCCGGCGCGGACUUCUCCGCGCUGCCGCCGGAGCUCGUGCACAGGGCGCUGGCGGCCGCGGGGGCGUCGGACGUCGCGGCGGCAAGCCGGGCGUGCCGCGCGUGGCGGGACGCGCUGCGGCCGCUCCGGGAGGCCGCGGCGCUGCACGCGCGGGGGCGACGCGUCAAGCACGCGGCAGGCGCGGCCGCGGCCGCGGGCGCCGAGGGGCGGAAGGCGGAGAGGCAGCGCGCGCUGGGGCUGUUCCAGCGCGCGGCGAGGCUGGGGUCCGCGGCGGCGAUGGUGGACGCCGGGCUGAUGUGCUGGGAGGAAGGGCGGCGUGACGAGGCGGUGGGGUGCUACCAGAAGGCGGCGGAGCUAGGGCACCCCGUCGGGAUGUGCAAUCUCGGCGUCUCCUACCUAGAAGCUGAUCCACCCAAGGCUGAGGAAGCUGUUAGAUGGUUUUAUCCAGCUGCGGCUGCUGGCAAUGCUCGUGCUCAAUACAACCUGGGCCUUUGCUUGCAGAAUGGGAAAGGAAUCAAGCGUAACCAGCGGGAAGCUGCAAAAUGGUACCUGCGAGCUGCAGAGGGAGGAAAUGUGCGAGCCAUGUACAACAUUUCCUUGUGCUACAACUAUGGUGAAGGAUUUUCACAGGAUCAAGUGCGUUCAAAGAGGUGGCUGCAAUUAGCUGCUGAUUGCGGUCACAAGAAAGCUCUUUAUGAAUGUGGUAUUAAACUUUGUGCGUUCUUCCAAUUGCACAUUUUAGUGCAUAAGUUUAGGCCAUGUAAUAAGGCAGGAGACAAGGUGAGGUCUCUUAUGUAUCUAGAGUUGGCGACGCGCCGUGGAGAAGCUGCUGCCUCACAUAUGAGGGAUGUAAUACUUGAAUCACUUUCCCUUGUGAAUGCGCAACGUGCCCUGUCAGAUGCGGAUAAAUGGAGACCAAGAGCACUGUAUACCAGAAGAUGAGCAAAUGGGCCCAUCACACGUAUACCAAGUUAAUAACCCCUUGAUGCCAAAAGUAAAAUGGAAAUUCACCACCUGAAGGCCCAAGUGAGCAAUAUGCAUCUGUGGCAUACUCUAGUGUAUGUGGAACUGUGUAUAUGUUAACUUUCAAGCCCCUCUCUCCUUUUCUUUUGUACAGAAAUUAUGACAGCAGAAAUACUGUUACAGAAGGUCAAGUGGCAAUAAUAUCCCUGAUGCAGCAUAGGAUAGAACUUUAUAGUUGAAUUGUUUCAGAUUGUAAUAAAUAGGAACAACUGGUGUUUUUUUUUCGCUGAAAAAGUGUGGAUGUAGGUCCAAUGCAGUGAAAAGUAAUUCUGUGAUCAGCUGUUCUAAAUUGAUGGUUGGUGGAAUUUGCCUUUGUGAAAUUUGAAGGGUUAA
Messenger RNA from Oryza sativa Japonica Group (Japanese rice), 1711 nucleotides. Its product is annotated as F-box protein At1g70590. The record is from RefSeq and is a predicted model, not a curated record. Gene Ontology annotation, molecular function: protein binding. Lineage: Eukaryota; Viridiplantae; Streptophyta; Magnoliopsida; Poales; Poaceae.